AUGCGGUGGCGGCUGCCAGGCGCCCGGUCGACCCUCCCCGCCAGUGUCGCCCUCCUUCUCCUCCCGUCCCUGGUCGCUCCGCAGCAGCAUCCAGAUGACUCCCGAAUCUCGGUGCCCCUAGCACCAGAAUCCAUACACAGUGCGGCCCAUGUGGCUACACCACCCAUCGUGAAACCCAACGAUGCGAGCGCCCUUGCUACUCUGGCUCUGGCAGGCUCCGGCCGUGCCGUUCGAGCCCCUCCUGUCCAGGCCAGCAGCAAUGCUGACUUGGCUUCGCAGCUUCACGCGCGGUCCUUGCAGGACUGGGAGGUUGAGGAUUUUGUCCUGCUGGCGACCGUCGAUGGAACCAUUCACGCCCGUGAUCGCAAGACCGGCAAUUCCCGCUGGGCCCUCGAGGUGCCCAGUAGCCCUGUCGUGGAGAGCAUAUACCACCGUGCGAAUCGUUCCAGCUUUGAUCAUACCGAGCCUGAAGACGAUUUUCUGUGGAUCGUCGAGCCGAGCCAGGAUGGCAGCUUGUACAUAUACAGCCCUGGUCCGGAUUCAGGACUACAGAAACUUGGCUUGACAGUCAAGCAGCUGGUGGAUGAAACACCCUACUCGGGCAUUGACCCUGCGGUGACCUACACAGCCAGGAAAGAGACGACCCUGUACACCAUUGAUGCGCGGACGGGCAGCAUUUUACGGGUUUUUAGCUCUCGCGGCCCGAUCACCACGGGCCCAGAAUGCCGGAAGGUAGACGGCGAGGACUUGGACCCGGAGCAGUGCGAGACUACCUCUGGAACUUUGGUGCUCGGUCGGGUUGAGUACGCGGUCGCCAUUCAGAACACUGAGACAGGAGACCCAAUCUGCACAUUGAAAUACUCGGAAUGGGCACCUAACAAUCGCGACAUAGACCUCCAGAGUCAAUACUACCGAACGAUGGACCAAAGCCACAUUUACAGCAUGCACGACGGCGUUGUACUCGGAUUCGAUCACUCUCGCAUGGACCGACCUCGUUACACCCAGCGUUUCACAUCCCCCGUCGCCCGAGUCUUCGACGUCGUGCGCCCUACCCACAAGGAUGCACCAGAUGCUUCCACUCCGCUUGUUCUGCUGUCCCAGCCACUUCAGCCGCCCGAUCCAGAUUAUGGAUCCCUUGGCGACGAGCGCGAUAAACGUGUGUACAUUGACUGCACCGACGCCGGCGGGUGGUAUGCCUUCUCAGAGGAAACCUACCCACUCACAACAGGCCGGGCACCAAUGGCACAAUGCUACGAUAAGGAUUUCCUCCGUCGCGGACAAGCUUUGAUGAGCCUUACCCCAACCCAGCAGCGGAAUGCUCUUGCGGGUGUUCAUUCUCUCACUCGGCCUCGCAUCAUUCGACCACCCAUCGCCAGGAUUGGGGGAUCAUCGACUUCUGAGCUCUCCAACGACACACCUCGAGACCUCCUCCGCAGCCCCUCCGAACUUGCCCUUCCUCCCGCACUCCGAAACAGCGCCAUCAUUCGCAAGAGCUGGGACAACGCGUUGGACAUUGUUGUGACCUUAAUCCUACUCUUCAUCUGCACAUUCAUCUACUUCAACUCGCAUCACCUCCGCGACCUGGCCAAGCAGAAGCUUGACAUCAAGAACAUCAUCAACUCCAAUGACAAGCCAUCAUUGUCUGCUCCGUCUACUCCUGUUGUUGGUGGUGCUACAGGCAUCAAAGGUUCUUCCCCAGAUCAGCAAGUGCCAAAUGUCACAGUAGACAUUGAUCUGAACGAGUCGAUCCCAGAAGGCGAAUCAACUCCUCGCCCCUCUCGGGAGCAACUCUCAGCACCGAACUCUACACCUCGGGUCCAGAUUCGCGAGCCAUCCCGCGGUCCUGACGAUGAGGAGGGUGACGAACCUGGCAAACCCAAGAAGAAGCCUCGCGCUCGUGGAUCGCGAGGAGGAAAGUCCCACCGUCGUCGCAAGAAGCCUGGCAGCGAAGGUGACAGCCCCGAGGCCGAGCAGGUCGUUGAGCAGGUCACCAAUAUGGCCGCGCAGCCUCGACUUGAACCCGAUGUCCAGAUGACUCGGACCGUAUCGAACGAGAUACAGGAAUUGGACGGUGUCGUUCGUAUUGGUCGGCUUCAGGUGUUCACCAAUACCGUUCUGGGACAUGGAAGUCAUGGAACUGUUGUGUACCAGGGCUCCUUUGAUGGCAGAGACGUGGCAGUGAAGCGCAUGUUGAUGGAAUUCUAUGACAUUGCAUCCCACGAAGUUGGUCUAUUGCAGGAGAGUGAUGACCACCACAAUGUCAUUCGGUACUUCUGCCGAGAACAAGCCACUGGGUUCUUGUAUAUUGGCCUUGAGCUUUGCCCGGCCUCUUUGCAGGACGUCAUCGAGCGACCUCUGAACUACCCAGAGCUCAUCCAGAGUGGGUUGGAUCUGCCAGACGUGUUGCGUCAGAUCACGCAGGGUGUCCGCUACUUGCACUCUUUGAAAAUCGUGCACCGUGAUCUCAAGCCGCAGAACAUUUUGGUUGCCAUGCCCCGAGGUCGAUCAAUCUCUAAAUCUCUACGACUUCUCAUCUCUGAUUUUGGUUUGUGCAAAAAGUUGGACGACAACCAAAGCUCCUUCCGAGCCACCACUGCCCACGCCGCUGGCACUUCUGGCUGGCGAGCGCCUGAGCUCCUUGUCGACGAUGACAACGGCCCCCUAUCCCUGGCAUCUCAGCACACUGAAACCUCCGAGCCUGCCGUGGUUGAUCCACAGACGAACCGCCGAGCCACCCGAGCGAUCGACAUCUUCUCGCUGGGAUGUGUGUUCUACUACGUCUUGACCCAUGGCAGCCAUCCGUUCGACAAGAACGGCAAGUUCAUGCGCGAGGCCAACAUCGUCAAGGGCCAGUUUGAUCUCCAAGAACUCAACCGGCUCGGAGACUACGCCUUUGAAGCCAAGGACCUCAUCCGCUCCAUGCUCUCGCUCAAUCCCCGGCAACGGCCUGACGCCAGCGCUGUCUUGAUGCACCCAUUCUUCUGGGCCCCGUCUGACCGCCUGAACUUCCUCUGUGAUGUGUCCGAUCACUUCGAGUUCGAGUCCCGGGAUCCACCCUCUGAUGACCUCUUGUGUCUUGAAUCGGUGGCCCUGGACGUUAUGGGCCCGGAGAUGGACUUCUUACGUGUUCUACCGCGGGACUUCAAAGACAACCUCGGCAAACAGCGCAAGUAUACUGGUUCCCGCAUGUUGGAUCUGCUUCGUGCUCUUCGCAACAAGCGGAACCAUUACAACGAUAUGCCUGAGAAUCUCAAGAGUCAUAUUGGAGGCCUGCCUGAGGGCUACCUGAUCUUCUGGACCGUCAAGUUCCCUAGUUUAUUGAUGAGCUGUCAUGAGGUCAUCGUUGAGCUGGGCUUGACACGCAUUGAUCGGUUCCAGAGGUAUUUUGUUCCCCCAGAAUAG
This is a messenger RNA of Penicillium salamii, 3402 nucleotides long. Lineage: Eukaryota; Fungi; Ascomycota; Eurotiomycetes; Eurotiales; Aspergillaceae. The record is from the annotation of a GenBank genome assembly.